AUGACCAACGACGACAACAAUGUUUUCCCAAUGGGAGCAUUACUCAAUGAAUUUACCAAUGAAGGGAGUAGAGCUGACCAUGUUGAUAUUCUUGAGGAAUUGAGAAUGAUUCAGGCCUUAACUCAACAACGCUAUAAAGCUCUUCAGUAUCUAUUUGCAUCCCCCAUUGUGGAGAAGCGUCUUGAGGUUCUGAAAGAGAUCCAGAAAGAACAUGAUGAUUUGAAGGCAAAGUUUUUUGAGGAGAGAGCAGCUCUUGAAGCCAAAUACCAAUUAUUGUAUCAACCAUUGUACACAAAGCGCUAUGAAAUUGUGAAUGGUCUUGCUGAAGUGGAAGGGGCUGAUAUAGAUGAGCCUGAAGUGAAGGGAGUGCCUUAUUUUUGGCUCGUUGCUUUGCAAAAUAAUGACGAGAUAGCUGAUGAGAUCACAGAGCGUGAUGAAGAUGCUUUGAAGUAUCUCAAAGACAUCAAGUAUACCAGGACCACAGAACCGCAAGGAUUCAAACUUGAGUUCUUUUUUGAUUCAAAUCCGUAUUUUUCAAACACGAUCCUGACCAAAACUUAUCAUAUGGUCGAUGAAGACGAGUUUAUAAUGGAGAAGGCUAUUGGGACCGAAAUUGAAUGGCUUCCGGGCAAAUCAUUGACCGAGAAGAAAGAUCCAAACACUGCAAAACAAACUAUCGAAACUGAAAAAUUUGAUAGUUUCUUCAAUUUUUUCAACUCGCUAGAGAUUCCCAAAGAUGGCAUGGGUGUUGAUGAAGAAGCGGAUGAAGAACUUCAGAAUGAGAUGGAACAUGACUAUGACAUUGGGUCCACCAUAAGAGACAAAAUCAUUCCCAAUGCUGUAUCAUGGUAUACCGGGGAGGCUUCCGAUGGAGAGUCUGGAGAUUUAGAUGAUGAUGAUGAUGAUGAGGAUGAGGAGGAUGACGAGGAAGAGGUGGAGGUGGAAAAGGAGGAGGAAGAUGACAACUAUGGCUUGGAUGAUGAUGAAGAAGAUGACAAUGAAGAUGUCAACAAUCCAAAAAAGAGGAUUGCUGUUCCAAUCCUCAACAAUUAA
Messenger RNA from Medicago truncatula (barrel medic), 1053 nucleotides. Its product is annotated as nucleosome assembly protein 1;2. Lineage: Eukaryota; Viridiplantae; Streptophyta; Magnoliopsida; Fabales; Fabaceae. Gene Ontology annotation, biological process: nucleosome assembly. The transcript has 11 exons. The coding region runs from base 1 to 1053 and encodes 350 amino acids. Gene Ontology annotation, cellular component: nucleus. The record is from RefSeq and is a predicted model, not a curated record.